GACAACAACAAUCGCGUGAACCGAAAACCCGGUCUGAAUGGCAGCAACCGUUGGAUGAAGUGGUCUGAGUGUGAGUCCAAGUCUAAGGAGUCGUUAGAGGAGAUCGCAGUGAACGGGUCGGUGGAGAGCGCCGUCAGUGACGCCGACGCCAUCGCAUGGAGUCAUGUGAGCGGCGAUUACGCGACGGUUGCCGAAGACUCGUUCAAACACUUCACAGAAUACGUGCAUAAGUUUCGGAGUCGACAGAAAAUGUUCGAACAGUUAUCGCAGUUAGAGUUCCCGAUCUUCGUCUACAUCUUCAUCGAGAUCUACGAAUACGACAAAAUGGACGCUCGUCGUUUCCUUCGCGACCAUAAAAGUCGUUUCAAAGAGUCGGUGGAAAUACAGACAAUUGAAUUGAUGAACAAAUCACUGAAUUCAGCGUCGAUUGAAUCGAGUCUCAAAAAAUACAAAACAACCAAAUAUUGUGUUAAAAUUUCUGACAAGUGUUUGGAAAUUAUCAAAAAGCAUUUAAAAGAAAAGAAUGAUCUCAUAAUCAUUGAUAUCAUUAACAAAUCUAUUGACUGUAAUAUAUAUUCAACUCAUAAUCAAAAUCAGCCGGAAUUGACUGAAAAGCGUGUUGAAAAGUGUCCACAAUUUAUGGACACAGAAUCGCUGUCCGUAACAGACGUCCAAUUAAGUCAAACACAGAGCCAAGACUUGCAAGACUUUAUGCAAUGUGUAGAUAGGCUUCGAAACAGUCCUCCCUCUCGGUUCCCGAUCCGCACGUUUACCGUCAAUAGUGAGGACUUGUGCUGUGCGGCCGUCACCGACGAUAUGAGCGCUCUGGCGCUGGGCUUCACUGACUCGACCAUUAGUUUGAAAAAAUUUGGGCAAAACUUUAACCGCGAAUCGCGUUUUGAACUCAAGAGGAAUGUCUGCGAUAUACGACUCAAUCUCAUCGAACACGACAUCGAAGACGUGAACAAUGAUCGUGAAGAUGACGAUAAUGACGACUACUGCCAUACUUCUGGUGCCAUAAACGGCGUCAAUACUUGUGAUACAAACGAGUCGCCGACGGGUGACGUUCGUGAAGAUGCUUACCGUACACUCCGCGGUCACAGCGGACCCGUUUUGGGACUUAAAUUUUGCCCCCAAACGGACAUAUUGUUGUCGUGCUCUACGGACACAACUGUGCGCGCAUGGGAUGCCACGUCUGGCCAUAACGUGUCGCUAUAUAACCAUCACAGGUCUUCUGUGUGGGCAUUGGAUGCGAGUCUCGUGGGAAAUAUGUUCUGUUCCGCCGGUGAUGAAUGUGUGGCAUAUCUCUGGUCUCUGGAGCACUCGCAGCCGAUCCGCAUGUCUUCUGUGUGGGCAUUGGAUGCGAGUCUCGUGGGAAAUAUGUUCUGUUCCGCCGGUGAUGAAUGUGUGGCAUAUCUCUGGUCUCUGGAGCACUCGCAGCCGAUCCGCAUGUUUGUCACUAAUUCUUCGUGUGUCUAUUGCGUCCGUUUUCAUCACAACUGUAAAUACAUUGCGUUCGCCGACAAAGAGAUCACUCUAUGGGACAUAAACAACGCACAAGAAGUUCGCACAUUCGUUGGUCACGACGCGCCCGUCAAUAGUCUCGCGUUUUCCCUUUGCGGCCACUAUUUGGCCUCUGGAGGAGAGGACAGGAAAGUGAUUGUGUGGGACAUCAGCACCGGUAGAGCGUACUUUCUUAUAUGCCCUGUGUGCUUGAGCUUUCGCAUAGAUUCGGAUCAAUUCAUGUCAUAUCAGAUGAACUCAAAUGUGAUUCAUUCCCAGUUUUUGCCACGAAAUCUGUUGCUAACAAUCGGCAAAAAGAGUUAACUUAAUUCUCAUUAACAC
Messenger RNA from Medioppia subpectinata, 1845 nucleotides. Lineage: Eukaryota; Metazoa; Arthropoda; Arachnida; Sarcoptiformes; Oppiidae. The record is from the annotation of a GenBank genome assembly.